AUGGGGGAUUCUCUGGGGUUCUGCGUACCUUUGCAGCUCGGGCGCUUGUUCUCUCUCCGACCCUGGGUACAUACGGGUGACGAGACCAACGCAGUCAACCGGCCGUCACCACUGUCAUCUGUGAUUGGUGACGAUCCACUCGAUGCAAAAAUACUCACGGCCAUCGCGAACCUGAACAACCACAUUAUGGAGGGCACAUCUACGAAGGAGUUGAAUAGGCUGAAAGCGAAUCAUGUGUCCCACUUUCAGAGCUCUGAUCUGUAUCGCCGAGUCAUGACGUUACUAGAAUCGUAUCGGUAUCGACAACAUGUCCGACGAGCAGGAUUCUAUAGAAUCGCCGCAGACACCCGAAGACGUGCGGUAGCCCUUUGA
Molecule: messenger RNA, 372 nt
Organism: Morchella importuna
Lineage: Eukaryota; Fungi; Ascomycota; Pezizomycetes; Pezizales; Morchellaceae
Exons: 4
Coding region: 1-372 (123 amino acids)
Biological process (GO): TORC2 signaling
Cellular component (GO): TORC2 complex
Source: RefSeq, a predicted model, not a curated record